Messenger RNA from Micromonas pusilla CCMP1545, 231 nucleotides. RefSeq lists its product as uncharacterized. The transcript has a single exon. The record is from RefSeq and is a predicted model, not a curated record. Gene Ontology annotation, molecular function: protein binding. The annotation marks the transcript as partial. Lineage: Eukaryota; Viridiplantae; Chlorophyta; Mamiellophyceae; Mamiellales; Mamiellaceae. Gene Ontology annotation, cellular component: nucleus; cytoplasm.
GUGAACCGCGUCGACGCGCGAGGAUGCACGGCGUUGCACCACGCCGCGGACGGCGAUAAGAUCGACAUCGCGGAGGCGCUCAUCGACGCCGGCGCGAAUAUCAACGCGCGCGACGACGACGGCGCGACGCCGCUGCACUACGCGUGCGUCGUCGAGCUCCCGGGGAUGUGCGCGCUUCUGCUGUCGAAGGGCGCGGAGGUUGGCAUACCGGACGACGACGGCGAGACGGCG